Messenger RNA from Aspergillus novofumigatus IBT 16806, 755 nucleotides. RefSeq lists its product as uncharacterized. The transcript is spliced from 2 exons. The record is from RefSeq and is a predicted model, not a curated record. The coding region runs from base 1 to 495 and encodes 164 amino acids. NCBI's taxonomy places the organism in Eukaryota, Fungi, Ascomycota, Eurotiomycetes, Eurotiales, Aspergillaceae.
AUGUGUUCCUAUACAGAGUACACAGCAUGCAACCAAAACAAAACGGUCAAGGGCUCCCUUUCCACUGUGGCAUCGCUGCUGGUGCUAGCAAACGUCGUCAUCGCCGGCUGUUCCACCCUCAGCUUCACCACCAGCGACGAUGGCAUCGUCCACUGGUUCGACCCAAACGCAGGCGAAAUCCGUGACCCACUUGACUGUGCGGGCGGCCACGCUCCUCCAAAGACCAACGUCCCUGGAUGCGCCGGCUGGCAAAUGCACUCCUUCCCCUACGACGACCAUGAGUACAGCGACACAAGUCGCUACUGGAAACAGCACCACGCCUUCAACCACUUUGCCCCGAGUCAAUCGUCGAACUCCACGACUCAUGGCAACGGCACGUCUAGCACGAGCGGCACUGCCGCGCCGUCAAGCCCGACAAAUAACAAGGGGCACAUGCUGGAUGGCUCCCUAAUAGCUGUUGCUGGGGCGGCGAUUGGUGCGGUUGCUUUGAUUUAAGCGUAUUAAUGAAGGGCUACCUGCAUGGUACAGCCCGGUUUUGCAUUUGUAACGUUCUGUGAUGUCUUGGAGUAAGGGAUCCAGUAGUUUAUCAUUUAAUAACCAUAAUCCCCGUCGAGUGGAUCAAUGCGGCCCCGGCAAUAGUAGGAUAGAUGUGCUUCAAUAGCUAGCGAUGCCUGCGGAAUACAUCACUCAGGACAGUCCAUACCACAUUUCGCUCUGGCGCAGACGCGGAAUCGCCAAGGCUUGGAUUUUUACGG